CAACGCACUCGAACAAGCAAGAACGUCCGGUGUGUUUGAAGAAGUAUCAUGUUAUGGUGACAAUAUGGAGGACUUAAACAUUAUAACUAUUACACAUUUUGUGAAUCCGCAUCAGUUUUGGUUCCGGGAUGGUACCACCGAUCGGGGAAAACAGUUCCUUUCGGAGCUGAACAAGUACUGCAUGGCAAUGUACGCCACCUCCGGCCCUCAAGAAUUCUACGAAUACGAAUACGAUGCAGGAGAGAUAGUAGCCGUUUACGAUUCGGCUCUCAAAAACUGGACUCGCAACCUUGUGGUGGGUAUGAAAGCGCUAGAACACCAAAAACGCACGUAUCAACUAUGGUCGCUCGACGAAGGUAUGCCAAAAAUGGCCGCGGCAAAGGACAUGAGGUCGUUGCCUGCAAAAUUUACUAAAGAGCCUAGCGUCGGUGUGAAGCGAGGAGUACUGCAAGAUGUUCUUCCGGUAAACGAAAUUUUGCUUCCCACCGAAUCACGUCGUUGCCAAAUAGUGUCGGCAUCCUGGGACAAUAGCAUCAAUUCGGCGUUGCAGACGUUGAUUGCGGGUGCAAAACAGACAUGUUUCGAAAAUGUUACCUGCCGUAAGACCAACGGCGAGGAGAUUUAUUAUGGCGACUUACGGAUAAUCUCAGGACAGAAUUCUGUGCUUGCAAAAGACUUUAUAAAAAAUCGCUGGCCCGGUUUGGUCGUUAUAGUGGAUCAGUGGCAAGCCCAAUUGCAAGACAAUAACGCACCGAAUAAGCCAAUCGUCGUAUCAUCAAGUGAAGAUGUAAGAAAAAUGAAUCCAAACAUAGUUGAACAGCGCCAAGGCCAAUUGCAAGACAAUGACGCACCGAAUAAACCAAGUAUCAUCAAAUCAUCAAGAGAAGACGUGAGAAAACGGAAUCCAAAAGUUCCUGUUAACAUUGGAUUGCAAGACGAAGGGGAUCUCACGAUAAUGAACAAUGCAUCAAUUAUGGUGAAUACCUCCUUCGAUUACAAGCGUAAUUCGGACAGUUCAAAUACCGGCACGAGCUCCGCUAAUGUAACAAUCGAUUCAAUGACCAGCAGUAGUGACACUCCGUCUGCAACAGCGGAACAGCAAGAGAUCUCCAUUGUAGUGAACCCUUAUGCAAUCCUUAGCAAAACAAUGGCGCCAGUCCCCGCCCCAAUGCCCGAUGUGUCCGCUAUGAACGCAUUGUUAAGCCAGAAACAAUUAGUCGACACUGACAACGCUAAAAAAAAGAGCACGUUUCAAAAGAAACUUGAACGUAGGAAUCGUCUCAAGAGUAAACUCGAAAAUCAGCCAGACGUACAAAAGCCCGCAGCGAUAGUAGUUCCUUCGGCUACGGAAUCGAAUGAAUCUAAACUCCCGACAGUUGAAGAGAUGCCUCACAGCAGCCCAGCAGAUAAAGAUGCAUCGGAAGAGAAAGACACGGAAUCUCCAGCCCUGACCACCGAACUGACUAGUGGGGACAUAAAACGAUUCGAUAAAAUGUUAAACAAAGAGACGUGCGUGGUAUCACAAUUGCGGUAUCAGCGCAUCCUGGUCCAUGGGUCAAACCUGCCGAAUCCGGUCGAUACCAUCGCGAAGGUUCACUUUUCUGACGCCGUGUUCCACGCACUGCAGCAGCUUGGCAUCCGAAUGGUGUACCGGCUGCAGGCACACACCUGGCCCCACAUCAUCCGUGGCAAUUCGGUUGUGUGUGUGAACUCUCCCGGUAGUGGAAAAACGUUCGGCAUCUUGCCGGCCAUUUGUACGAAGGUUAUGAUAAACAUGCAAUGUGACUUCAUACCGUUUGAAUCCGGCCCGGUUGGUGUCAUCAUCUGCCAUUCGUCGAAAGAGGUCGAGAGAGUUGGUAAACUGUGUCGAAAGAUGCUCAAUACGGUGGCAGAUGCGAAAAUGGUUGUGAUCGAGUUCUACGGCAUUCGUCGACUGCAGCAAGUUUGUAAUAAAUUGCUCAACUCUUGUGCCCUCUUGGUGACGACUGCCCCCGGCUUCCGGCGGAUUCACGAAUCUUCAUUGGAAUCGUUGUCGCGGAAGCGCAUCCAGAUCGUUGCGAUCGACAACAUCGAACGAAUGCAGAAGCACUUCUCCAACGAACUGCAGCUACUGCGCAAAUACUGCGACAAGCCUGACCUGCAAAUGAUCGUAACGGCCAGCUACUGGUACUCGGCGCUGUCCGCUUACACGCAUCGGUACAAAAAUUCGAUCGUCUGUAUCGGCGCGUACCUGGAGGCAGCAUUCUACGCGAGGGUUCACUUUAAGCUGCUGGUGCGACGCAAUGGGACCGACAAGCAGCACGCACUAGUCAGGCACAUCCAAGAGCACGACUAUCGGACCCAGCGCACGAUCGUGUUCGCUAGCACUGCGGAAGAUUUGGCUGCGAUCGUCGAAACCCUCCAGGAGCACUGCAUAAACCAUGAGGUGUGCGGUGACGGUGCCGACAUCAGCAAGAACGAUGGAUUCCGCUUCUGGGAUCACCAUGCGCACGGCAACAUUUCCGUGCUCAUCUGCCUCGACGAACUGAUCGGCCUGCUGGACGUUUCGCACGUGCAGCACAUUUUGCACUACUCGCUGCCGAGCUCGUGGACGUCCUUUACGCGGCGCUUCGCAACGUCGUUCAGCUAUUACGAGACCCACACUCCGAAGACGGCGGACGACAUAGCGGGCAAAUCUGGAACAACCAAACCGUCGGCGAAACCCUCGACGCUGGUGCUGCUGGACGAAACCAACAACAGCCAGCUGCCAAAGUUCAUCGACUUUUUGCAGCUGCACAACAUAGCAUUCUCGCAGGAGCUGGCAGAUUUGGCGCAGACCAUUCGUAGCCGGAGCGAACACAUGCAGGUCCUCAAUGGGCGACCGAUUGUAACGUUGUGCUCGAAACUGCUGACCCUAGCCGGUUGCCGGAACUCCCAGCUGUGCGUCUAUCGGCACACACUGAUGAAGGACGAUCUCAUAACGGGUGGGUUGCCAACGAGUGGCACGAUUCGAAUGAAGAUACUGCACGUCAUCUCACCGGCCCAUUUUGCGGUCCGCCUCGAGGCACAUCAAGUGGAAUCGGCGAAAGGAGGUGGUGGUGGUGAUGGUGGUUGGGUGCCACUGACCGAUGCCUCGCAAAAGUUUCUCGCGCAGGACAUGCUCAUGCAGUUACACUUUUCAAACGCACAACUACACCAGCUGUACGGAAAGGCGAUACAGCGGAGCGAUCUCUGUGCACUGGCGUAUGAAAACAAUUACGUUCGCUGUCGGAUUAUUCAUUUCGAACCGGAAGGCGACUCUACGACCGAUGGCGAAGUAGAGCUGCGGCUCAUCGAUACCGGCCGGAUUGUGCACACCAAUACGUGCAACUUGCUAAGCCUGCCGGAACAGUUCCACGCGCUACCCGAGCAGGCAAUCGACGUCCGUAUUGCUGGCGUCGUGCCGCACGAUUUCGAGGAAGAAUGGGACGAAUAUUCGACCCAGUACGUACAACGGAUGCUCGAUGAGCACGUGAAAGACCAACCCACCAACCGGUACAUCGAAGGGAAGGUGCUGCUGACGCUACGCGACAUGAUCUGGAUCGAGGAGCUGAUGUUGGUCGAAGCGCUCGAUGCUGUAAAGAGCCAGGUGGUUUCCGCGAAGGUGAAAUCGGCCAUCGUGUCCAACCAGUUCGGUGUGAAGGACAGUUCGUUGUUCGAACGAAUCGAGCAGCUCGUGGUGAAGGCGGUGGAAGAUUCACGCUGCAGUGUGGCACGCUCUUCGGAAGACGAUGACGCCGAGAGAGAAAGAUCGGACAGCAUUUCCUCAACCAGCUCGUUCGAAGUGCUGUCACCCACGAAGGACCCCGGGCGGUACGGUUUCGAAACGCUGCAAAAGGGCUUCCAGUACUACGUUACGAUAGGAAGAUACUUUGCCCCGGAUUUUUUUUAUGUUUACCAACUGGAAAAAAUGGCGAUUAUUGAGCAAAAAAUUAAUGCAUACACGGCCAAAAAUCGGAGGCUCAAACCACUGACACAGUAUGCGGUCGGAGUGUACUGCUUCGUGCGCCACGAGGGCCGUUAUCGUCGGUGUAAAAUCAUGCAAGUACCCGAAACGGCUCCGGUCAUCGUUUUCUUGCUCGAUUUCGGUGGUACGAUCGAUUGUGACCGGGAGUCAUUGUUUAUGAUACCGUCCCAUCUGGUGCGGGAUCUUCCGUUUGCUGCCAUCGAGGCGUCAUUUGGCUACAUUCUACCGCCUGAGGGUAGCAGCUGGACCGAAGAUGCUGGAUACGCCGUGUUUGACGAUGUGCUGGAAAAGUACAAUGAAAAUCCGGCCGGCUUGAUUGCGCACGUCUGGGGGAAGGCCGGGUCGAGUCGUGCCGAGCUUCCGGUCGAUGGUUGCAAUCGGUACGAGCUCCUGUUGGCCAAUCCGGACGAGCCGGAUCCACAGUCCAUCGUAAGUGAGUUGAUCCAGCUGAAGCUGGCCAUGUUCGACGGCGGUAGGUAUGAACGCGACCGUGAGUUAGAGAGUGACGACGAAUCCAUGGACGAGUCGUUCGUUCAGGUAAACUUUACCUACGACGAGGUGAAGGCAAUUUUAUCCAAUCUAACCAGUGGUAAAUCUGUUGCUCCCGGUAAAUCAUCCACCAGUUCCAUCGUGGAGGUGCCGGUAAGCGACCAGCAGGGCAGCGGUAGGUCGCGGAGUCGGCCGGUUGCAAUAUCGACUGACACAAACAACACAAAAACCAACACCACCACCGCCACCGUGGAACCGAAGCCGAGCGAAAUUGUCGGCCCACUAAUAACACGUCAGCGGUCUCCGCACACCCGUUGGCGACAAGAUGCCCGUUUGAUCACGCUCUUUGUCUCCGCACCGGAUGUGUCCAACUACGAUCUGUUCGUGAACAACCACUCGGUUCGAUUACAGUUUGAGCGAAACGGCCUUGCCUAUCUGUUGUCUUUCCGCCUGUUCGGCCCGAUCCUCCCGGAAGCCACCGAGCACGAAAUACGUGGGCUGUCGAUCAUGAUACGUUUGGCAAAGUUCCCUGGCGCGAACUGGUGGUGGCCCCAUUUGACCAACCAUACCGACAAGAUGCCUUGGCUGAAGUUAGCAUCGGCCUCCCACUCCGAUGCUGAAUCGUCCGAUGAGACGAGUCCGGUUAACAAUUGGGACAAUUUGUUACCCUGCAGACUGGACGGGGACUACAAUUCGAGCAGCACAGAGGCGGAAGAUGACGAUAUGGGACUGCUUCAAUAUCCAACAGAGGAAGAUAUAUUCUACCGUUCAUAGUGAUCCUUCAGCUUCCGCGAUUGUUCGAAAACAACUUUCCAUUAGGUGAUGUAUGAAAUUGUGAAAUCAAUGUUAAGCUAGUUUGUAAGUGAUAACGAGGUUUCAUGCCAGAAAUAAAACGAGCUAUGUAACGAUUUUUGUAAAUGUUUGUUGUAUAAAAUAUUCUUCACUCUACGUACUUAAAAUUCGCACAGCCAUAUCCCUACAGAUGGCUCAAGAAGAACACGACCAAAUUAACAACUAGAUUCCUCCUUCAACUGUAAGAUCAUGUAUACGGCGUAUUACGGGAUUUAGUGCGAGGGAGGAACUCUCAAAGAACACACAAUCCACGCGUUGCGGGCAGAAUGUUCCACUAAUAAAACCUACAAGU
Messenger RNA from Anopheles coustani, 5618 nucleotides. RefSeq names its product putative ATP-dependent RNA helicase TDRD12. Gene Ontology annotation, molecular function: ATP binding; nucleic acid binding. The record is from RefSeq and is a predicted model, not a curated record. The coding region runs from base 65 to 5248 and encodes 1727 amino acids. The transcript has 12 exons. Gene Ontology annotation, biological process: transposable element silencing; germ-line stem cell division. Lineage: Eukaryota; Metazoa; Arthropoda; Insecta; Diptera; Culicidae.